UCGGCUGAUGAGAGUAACUUACAAAUUACUCCCUCACAACCUACCAAACGAUAUAGAGAAGAUAAUCGGAACAUUUGUCAAUGUUCAGAUCAAAUACAAAUAAAGGAUUUGACUUACAAUGUAAAUGAUUAUUCUAACGACAAAGAUUUCAGGGAAAUGGCAGCGAGAAGAUUAUUGUUUUCCAGUGAGGAAAAGUGUCAAAUUGAACUUGAACAACUUUUUCCAAACGGCAAAAUGCCUUUCGUAAUGGAUCACAUUAAGUCUGAAGUAAAGAAUCAUAUUAAUCGUUCAAUAAGAAAGUUCCGCAAGCAAUUAUCUGUUUCCGAAUAUCCAGUUAACUUAGCUGAUGACACUAUCAAAAAGUUUUCUGACAUAAUUCAAUCCCAAGUCGAUGAUUUAUUAGAUAUCAACGAAUCAAGACUAAAUCAGGCCAAGGAAGACUACAGGCAAACAUGUGAACAGCUAAUGGCAGAAUACGUUGUACAAUUAAAUAAUAGUCUUCGUGGGGAGCCUGAAACGUUUUUUACAAUUACUUCCAAGUGCAGUGAUGUUAUAAUGAGUAAAUAUGAUCAAGAAAUCGCAAAAUUUCCGAAAUUCAUUAUUCAUAAUGACCGUAACAUUUUCCAAUCAAAUCUGAUUUCCAGGAAUUUAGCAUUUCGUAUCCAGUAUGACGAAUACUUGAAACAGUACAUGGAUGACUUCAAAAAGAAUGUAGAUGAUAUAUAUGAUAAUGUUAUUCAUGAAUACAAGCUCAAAGUCAAUACAAAAUUGCCAAAUAUACCAAUGUCAGAAGAAGAGCUAGCAACAUUAUUGUACGUUAACAAGGUCAAAUAUCAUUUGCUUUUUGACUCCGGCACUUCAGCUCUCCCUGGUCAGAAAAAGACUUCAAGAGUUUAUGUCCAACAACGUAAGAACGUCCUCGUGGUAAGAAUCAAUACGGAACAAGAUAACAUGAUCGGUUACAACAAAGAUGCUUCAAAGGAAUGUUGUAAUAAAAUAUGGGACGAAAAAGUUGAAUUUAUACGUGACAAAGUAAAGAAUGGGAAUUAUGAUACAUUGGAUAGGUUUCAUAAAGAUCUCAAUACUUUUAAAAACAGCUAUCUUCUUGCUGCUAGUGGACCAUCUAUUUAUUCCGUAUGGCAACAACGACUAAAAGAGAUAAACUCCUGGGAGGCCAAUAUCAGAAGAUCCAUUAUGGCAAUACCUCAUAAUGGCAAAAGUGUUGAAACCAUUUACAAUGAAAUUAUGAAAUCAACGCUCAUUCCCAUUGAUGAGUUGGCCAAAUAUUUAGGAAUAGCGUGGGCUGGAAGUGGACAUUACAGACGUACAGCUAGUGGUUAUAUGUGGUUUUGCACUAAGAAGGAUGUAGAUCGCAAGUACGCUUUACCAUCUUAUGUCUAUGAUUUCAAGUCUAACUUCAAAGAUUUAAUACCAUCCGACCCUAUUAUUGAGUACGUCAACCCACGUCAAGUCAAUACCACAAUUUAUGGACCUUACCCUACAGAUACUACUAUAACCAGGAACGUAGAUUACGCAGUAAAUGAGCAAGUAAUUUGGGAGUCGAGUAAGAAAUUCACUUUUAAUCAAGAGACUUCAGCCUCCUACAAGCAAGGUGUCAAGGAUAUAUGGGAAGCAUUUAUCAGUCUCAAAUUUGGAUUUUCGCAAGAAUUGUUCAAAAAAGAUGGUGGUACCAAAACCCUAACAAGAACUGAAACAAGCACAAAUCAAAUUAAUAUUCCAGCCGGAAAAAGAGUUGAGGUCACUUCAAUUAUCCACGACCAAUCAGUUUCCAUCAAUUAUAUUGCCACCUUUGUUGUUUCUGCAAGUUUAAAGAUGGAUGGUACCUUGUUAUGGGGAUCUGAGGGUCUGGAGAAAAAUUAUCACAAAGAUUAUCAAGGAGGAUCUCGAACUCAUUGGAGUCACAAUUUUGGAGAUAUUACAGAAAUCUACAAUCAAAUGAUGCAAAACAGCAGAGAACCAUGGCUUUGGGAUGAAUGCAAACGUGACCAUCCCAAACUUACUUCCGUAUUGGAACAGCUUAAAGAUUCCCAAAAUUAUGAAUUUAUUGUUUCCGGCACAUUUAAUGGAGUCAAUGGAGUCAGAAUAGAAGAUAAAAUUAAGGUCUUGAGUUAA
Funneliformis geosporum is the source of this 2133-nucleotide messenger RNA. Lineage: Eukaryota; Fungi; Glomeromycota; Glomeromycetes; Glomerales; Glomeraceae. The record is from the annotation of a GenBank genome assembly.